AUAAUAUGUCAAGUAGUUUGUCCCCACUUGGAAGUUUAUCACCACUUUGUUAUUAUAAUUCGGAAUUCCAAAAUCCUAUAAAUUGAUUCAACUCUCGUGCCAUUAUUUGUAUCCUCAACCCGACUUCCUUUUCAUAUUGCUUUCUCUCAAGUCUCAACCUUUUUGCCCUACGCAUUAUUUUUCCGUAAUCUGCUCUACACAUUAUUUUCCGUAAUCUAGCAAUAGCAAUAGCAAUAUGAAGAUCAUAUCAUUAGUUCUGAUAUCAAUAGCCUUAAUCUUCUUCUCAUACCCACACCUCGCUCUAGCUAAAAGUCACAAGAAUCACAAUAGCAACAGUAAUAUCAUCAACGUCAAGAACCUCGGCGCUGUACGCGACGGAAAGACGGACUCGUCAGCGGCGUUUUUGUCUGCAUGGAACGCUGCAUGUAAAUCAGAAAGCCCUAGCACUAUUAUUAUUCCUACUGGAACGUACGCCGUUAAUCAAGCGUUAGUCUUUAGAGGAAAGGAUUGCAAGAGCAAAGCUAUAAACUUUGUUGUUCGAGGUACUAUGGUGGCGCCUACAGAUUUUCGAGUGCUCGGCAAAUCUGACACCUGGUUCGCGUUUGAGGAUGUGACUGGAGUAAGUAUUUCCGGUGGGGUGUUCGAUGGACGAGGGGCUAGUUUGUGGGCUUGUAAGAGGUCGGGAAAGAAGUGUCCUAGAGGAGCUACGACACUACGAUUUACAAAUUCAAAGAAAAUCGCAAUCAACGGAUUAACCUCAUUGAACAGCCAAUUAUAUCAUCUUGUUUUUGAGGGCUGUGAAGAGGUUAAGGUUGAAGGAGCAAGAGUGUCUGCUUCUAAAGAUAGUCCUAACACAGACGGAAUCCAUAUUCAACAGUCAAUUGGAGUGACGAUUUUAAACACUAACGUUGCAACUGGAGAUGAUUGUGUAUCUGUUGCAGCGGGGACUCAUAACUUAUGGAUUGAAGAUAUGGCAUGUGGACCUGGCCAUGGAGUUAGUAUUGGAAGUUUAGGAAAGGAUCUGAAUGAGCCUGGAGUGGUGAAUGUAACCGUCAAGGCAACUACAUUUACUGGCACUGAAAAUGGAGUACGGAUCAAGUCUUGGGGAAGGCCAAGCAACGGAUUUGUGAGAGAUGUUUUAUUCCAAAAUCUAACAAUGAUUAAUGCUCAUAAUCCUAUUAUCAUUGACCAGCACUAUUGUCCUGAUGAUAAGGGUUGCCCUGGACAGGUUUCCGGAGUAAGAAUCACUGACGUGACAUAUCAGGAUGUUCAUGGAUCGUCAGGCACACCAAUUGCUGUCAAAUUUGACUGCAGUUCAGAAUAUCAUUGCACGAAUAUCAAAUUGGAUGACAUAGAUCUCACUUACAAAAAUCAACCACCUCGUGCAACAUGCACAAAUGUUGUUGGAACAACUUCUGGUUUGAUGGAGCCACAAAGCUGUUUCUAAAAGAGAUCGAAAGAUGAUCCAUUGAUAUUUUAACUUUUUUAGCUAUACUUCAUCGAUCAUAUUUAUUAGUUGUAGUAUAAUUUUUCUUUUAAUUCAUUGAUCAUAAUUAUUAUUUGUAGUAUAAUUUUUUUUAGGGAAUUGUAGUAGAAUAUUUAACUUCUUGCUAAGAAAUUAUUAUUAAUGACAUUAUUGUUUGAUAUAUUUUACAAAGUUUA
Molecule: messenger RNA, 1662 nt
Organism: Beta vulgaris subsp. vulgaris (sugar beet)
Lineage: Eukaryota; Viridiplantae; Streptophyta; Magnoliopsida; Caryophyllales; Amaranthaceae
Product: polygalacturonase
Exons: 4
Coding region: 236-1447 (403 amino acids)
Biological process (GO): carbohydrate metabolic process
Molecular function (GO): polygalacturonase activity
Source: RefSeq, a predicted model, not a curated record